AUCGUUGAACGGUUGAAUUUAUUACCCGUAAGCUAAAAAGUAAAGAUACAAACGUAACACAUCAAACAAAAGAAUAAUUAUAAAAAAAGAAUUCUAAAAUCUAAAAAAACAUAAUAUUUUCUAUAAUAGUGAGAAUCUAUAGACGAAAAAAAACAACAAUAAAUAUACACAAUUUAAAUAACGAUUAAUGAUAAAAAUGAGAAUAUUAAUAACAAUAGUUAUACUGUUGGGCUUCAUAAUGUUACAAGUGAAAGCACAUGGAAACUCCAAAAAUGUAACUGAAAAUUUAAAUUCAAAUAAAACAGAUUCUGUAAAGUUUGAAAUUAAACUAAAUAGUAGCGAUACCAUGCAUAAAGAUGAAGUAAAUAUAGAAAAUUUAAUAACAUCAUCCACGACUCCUUCCUCCACUACAGAAGGCAUCAUCAAUCAUACUAAUUCAACUACAAAACCUGCAACUGAAGCAACAACUACUCUAACUACAACUUCAUUAAUAACAUCAGCAACUACAACACCAACUCCUCCUCUUCAUCUUAGCACUGAAGAUACCUUAUCUUCCGGCAACCAAUACUGUUCACCCUCUUUGUGUGAAUUCUACAAUGGCACCCAUACGAACAUUAAACCUCAUAUUGCUUGCAAAAAUAGUGGUAAUUUCGGUCCAGCUUGCGGUUUACAACCACAUCUUCUGAAAAUGAGCGAACGACGACGAAACCUCAUUUUAGAUUUGCAUAAUUUGGCACGUUCUCGCAUCGCAUCCGGUCAUGUGGACGGCUAUAAGACGGCAUCUCAUAUGCCACAACUUAAAUGGGACAAUGAAUUAGAGUAUUUAGCUACGUUGCAUGUAAAACGUUGCAGAUUCGAACAUGAUUUAUGCCACAAUUCACCGCGUUACCCGUAUAGUGGUCAGAAUAUUGGUUAUUUUUGGAAAGGUGCUAAUAUCACAUCACAUUCGAAACGUAUGAAGAAUUUCAUUGUCAAUUGGUAUAAGGAACAUAAGGAUGCAAAUCAAACAUUUAUCGAUUCAUUUCAUUUGCAUCCAGAGAGAAAAGUAAUCGGUCAUUUUACCGCCAUGGUGGGCGAUCGUGUGCAUCAUGUUGGCUGUGCUGCCAUACGUUUUUAUAAAUCUAAUUUAACACAAAUCCUAAUGACAUGUAAUUAUGAUUAUAAUAACUUUUCCGAUGAACCUGUUUAUCAAACUGGACCAACAGCUUCAAAAUGUAAUUACAAGAUAAGUGAAAAAUAUCCAGGGCUAUGUGAUUGGAAAAAGCCUGCAUAUGAAUAUGAAGCGAUGGAAGAUGAAAAUAAUAAUAAUUUAGUAUUACGUGUAUACAUGUAUCAACUCAAGAUAAUUUUUGCUGUUUUACUAACUCUUUGUAUAAUCGAGUCUUCUCUAUCUCAGACCGACUAUUGUAGAGCUAAUUUGUGUAAAAAAGGAAAACAUGUUGCCUGCAAUAAUAAUGGAAAAUUUGCUGGUUCUUGCGCCAAAAAUGCCAAAAUUGUGCGUAUAACACCGCAAUUGCAAAGAAAAAUUGUCAAGAAACACAAUUCUUUGAGAAAUCGUGUGGCUAGCGGUAAGGUUAAUGGUUUUAAGGGUGCCGUUCGUAUGGCUACGAUACGUUGGAGUCCCGAAUUAUCUAAACUGGCCGAAUAUAAUGUCAAACAAUGUAAAAUGUCACAUGACAAAUGUCGCAAUACUGACAAGUUUAGUUUAGCUGGACAAAAUGUGGCGAAAAGUUCUUGGAGUGGCCAGAAGAAAGCUGUUGGUACUGUAUUAAUAGAGCAGAUUCAAUCAUGGUUUGCAGAACAUAAGAAGUGUUCCAUGAGUGAGAUUAGAAAUUUGCAAAACAUUGCCAAAUCUGGUCAUUUUACCGCUAUGGUUCAGGAGAAAAAUAUGGCUGUGGGUUGUGCUAUCUUACGUCAAACAUCGAAUGGACAAACUAUGCAGUUAAUGGCUUGCAAUUAUGCUUAUACGAAUAUUUUAGGUUCUGCCGUUUAUAGAGAUGGAAGUACUGCCUCUAAAUGCACUACUGGUCGUAAUCCUAAUUUUAAGUCGUUAUGUUCCUUUAAAGAGCAGUACAAUCUUAAAAGUGGCAAAUAUUAAGGCAUAAAUAAAGAAAACAAUUUACAAUAAAGAUUUUCAAAUAAGUAAGAAAAUAUG
Lucilia cuprina (Australian sheep blowfly) is the source of this 2155-nucleotide messenger RNA. RefSeq lists its product as uncharacterized. NCBI's taxonomy places the organism in Eukaryota, Metazoa, Arthropoda, Insecta, Diptera, Calliphoridae. The transcript is spliced from 5 exons. Bases 188 to 2098 code for a protein of 636 amino acids. The record is from RefSeq and is a predicted model, not a curated record.